GGUGCCGUCGGUGCCGCCGCCGCCGCCGAUAUGGCGCGCACGGCCCCUGUGGAGCCCCCGCUGCGGCAUCCCGCGCCCCCCUCGCCGGCCGCGGGCGAGCCCCGCACCUCAGUCGAGGCAGCGGUGGCCCCGCGGAGGGUGCUGUUCGCCGAUGAGGCCCUGGGGCUGCCGCUGGCGCAGCUGCGCCGCUACCGGCCGUGGGGCGGGCCCGGGGCGGGCAAGAUGGCGGUGGCGGCCGGGCAAGAUGGCGUCGGCGGCGGGGCUGACGAGGACGACGAUGGCGAGGAUGGGGAUGAAGGGGAGGAGGAAGAGGAGGCUUGCCCCGAGCCCUCGCCGCUGUGCCCCGUUCCCGCUGGCGGGGGGUUUUACCUGGUGCCCACAUUUUCGCUGCCGCCCGCGCCGGGUCGUCUGGAGCGCUUGGGGCGCGUCAUGGUGGAGCUGGAGGCACUGCUGCCGCCUCCCGGAGCGGUCCCCGGGGGUGCCGGGGUGUGGGUGCCUGGGGGGCGCCCACCGGUGCUGCGCGGGUUGGUCCGCGUGCUGAACCGCUCCUUUGAGAAGGCGGUGCACGUGCGGGCCUCACACGACGGCUGGGCUUCCUUCUGCGACCACCCAGCGCGCUACGUCCCGCGCAGCCCGCCAGGGGCAGGAGCGGGAGGACCAGGAGCAGGAGAUCCCAUCCUGGAUCUGGGCCUUGGCUUGGGCCCCAGCCAGGCGCCCGCCUCCUCGCCCGACGACGGCGGCCGCACCGACCGCUUUGCCUUCCAGCUGCCCUUUGCUGAGGGUGCGGGCGAUGGGGCGCGCCUGGACUUCGUGGUGCGCUAUGAGACCCCCGAGGGCACUUUCUGGGCCAACAACCACGGCCGCAACUACACAGUCCUGCUCCGGAUUGCACCCGCUCCCACACCCACUGAUGCCGAAGGGCUGCCCCAGCAGCAGCAGCUGCAGCAGCUGGAGCCACAGCCCGAGUGCCAGGGUCCCGUGGAGGCUGAGGCCAGGCAGCUGAAGAGCUGCAUGAAGCCGGUGAGGCGCAGCCCCUACUCUGUGCCAGGCCCUGGUGUCUGGCUUGAUGUCCUCAUUUCCCUCGACUGCCCUGUGCUUGGUGUACACAUCCUGGCUCCCCUGUGCUCCGUUUUAAGGCCUAACGAGGAGGAGCUGAGGAUGAAGAGUGCGGACGAUAAUACCCCUGCUGUGGCAGAGCGUCCUGAUGUCCAGGAGUCAGUGGGUCCCUUGGUGGCCCCCACGCCUCUCCGUCCGUGGCCCCAGAUGACACUUCAGGUUUCUGAAGUUACAGUGACUGGCAAACCCUCAGAGGAAGGUGAUGUCCCCAGAAGCAGUCCACCUGUGGCUUUCACAGAGGUCCCCCAGGCACCGGCCAUCAGGAUUCCCCUCUCUUCCUCCCUCUGUGGCCUGGGUGGCUCUCCCAGGGACCAGGCCUCGGGGCCCGAUGCAAGCGAGGGGGCAGCUGGGCCUUUCCUGGAACCCAGCCAGCGACAGGUGGAGGCCACGUGGGAAGUAUCCAGAGAGAAUGGAAGGGGCCGAAAGGACCCCAUAGUGGGAGCUAUCAUGGAUGAGCCCCCCGGGGGUCUGGAGGUCGUGAGUGGGUUGGAGGAGCUGCUUGGCGAGGACACCAUUGACCAGGAGCUGGAGCAGCUCUACCUGUCCCACCUGAGCCGCCUGCGGGCUGCCGUGGCUGCUGGUGGGGCAGGAGGUGGUGGGGAGGGCCCCACAGAUGGGGGGGUAUCUCCCAGCCAUCCCCUGGGCAUACUCACGGACCGCGACCUGAUCUUGAAGUGGCCUGGCCCCGAGCGGGCCCUGAACAGUGCCCUGGCUGAGGAGAUCACGCUGCACUAUGCCAGGCUGGGGCGUGGUGUGGAGCUCAUCAAGGACACCGAGGACCCUGAUGAGGAGGGGGAGGGGGAAGAGGGGCUCUCCAUCAUACCCUCCAGCCCAGAAGGGGACACCCCCAAGGAAUCGCCUCCGGAAAUCCUCUCUGGGGCCCAUCCCGUGGUAGCCACUAUGGGAGAUGUGUGGCUCCCGUGGGCAGAAGGCUCAGGAUGUAACAGCCCUGUGGUUCUGAGUAUGGAAGGUCAGUUCACUGGGGCUCCAGAGAAGGGGAUGGGCAAGGACUCUGACUCUUUGCAUGUGAAUAGGGUGAUAGCUGGGGUGACUGGGUCACCAGGGGGGACAGAAGUCCAGAUGGAGUUUACCACUGAGUUGGCAGACAGAUCGGUUUCUAUAUCCGGCAAGGAGCCAGCUGCUCCAGUCCUGCAGGGGCAAGAUCUCCCCCUCCUUGGUUCCUUGGGGGCUGAAGUCUGUCCUUCCAUUCCGACCAGGCCCCAUGUGAGCUCCCAGGAUGAAGAGGGUUCAGGCUCAAGCCUUGAGCCCCCAAAGAGGUCUCCUACCCUAGCAGCCCCUGCAGAGAGUGUGUGUGUAUUGCCUCCCCAGCUCUGGGGGCCCUUGACCCAGACUCUGGGGGUCCUGGCUGGGCUGGUGGUUGUCCCUGUGGCUCUGAACAGUGGUAUGUCCCUCCUGGUGCUUGCGCUGUGCCUCUCUCUGGCCUGGUUCUCGUAGGAGCUGUUUGUGAGAUCAGCAAUAACAGGCUUCCCCCUCUCUGGGGAGGGGUAGCCCCUCCCCCCAGAGGGUUCAGAUGGGAUGUAUGGCCUGUACAGCGAAGGGUCCUUUGCUUCUGAGAAUGCUUGACUGGAGAGAGGCCUUCCUGUCCCUUAUCUCUCCAGUUAGCAUGGGACUCCCUGCGGUGAUACCAGUGGAGAGAAAGAGCAUGGGUGGAUGGUGUGAGUGAGAACUUUCAGAAUGGAACUGGGCAUGUCCUCCCUUCCCAUCCCACCCCCCCAAGCCUGUAUUUAUUUUUGUAUAAUUCUCUGGAUGAGGGAGCGUGGUCAUGAGCUGGUCUUGGGGCACAAUUACCCAGAGAUAUAUUUAUUAACAGCCAACCUGUGCAACCUGCUGGAGCUUUAUUUUUAAUUUAAUUUAUAUAGAGUACCUAUUAUUAUA
Messenger RNA from Kogia breviceps (pygmy sperm whale), 3012 nucleotides. NCBI's taxonomy places the organism in Eukaryota, Metazoa, Chordata, Mammalia, Artiodactyla, Physeteridae. The record is from RefSeq and is a predicted model, not a curated record.